Molecule: messenger RNA, 2007 nt
Organism: Arachis duranensis
Lineage: Eukaryota; Viridiplantae; Streptophyta; Magnoliopsida; Fabales; Fabaceae
Product: DNA-directed RNA polymerase subunit beta-like
Exons: 2
Coding region: 1-2007 (668 amino acids)
Biological process (GO): translation; DNA-templated transcription
Cellular component (GO): small ribosomal subunit; ribosome
Molecular function (GO): DNA binding; structural constituent of ribosome; ribonucleoside binding
Source: RefSeq, a predicted model, not a curated record
AUGGCUCAGCGGUAUGUUAACCAAUUGGUAUACUACAGAAACGAGACUUCUUGUGAUUUGGUUUUUGAUGCAGCAAGUAAGGGGAAACAAUUUUUAAUUGUUGGCACAAAAAAUAAAGCUGCGGAUUUAAUAGCACGGGCUGCAACAAGAGCUCGGUGUCAUUAUGUUAAUAAAAAAUGGCUCGGCGGUAUGUUAACCAAUUGGUAUACUACAGAAACGAGACUUCAUAAGUUCAGGUCCUUGAGAACAGAACAAAAAAUGGGCAGAAUCCAUAGUUUGCCAAAAAAAGAUACUGCUAUUUUGAAGAGACAGUUAUCGCACUUGGAAACCUAUCUGGGUGGCAUUAAAUAUAUGGCUGGCUUACCCGAUAUUGUCAUAAUCGUUGAUCAGCAAGAGGAGUAUACCGCUCUUAGAGAAUGUAUCACUUUGGGAAUUCAAUUUGAAGAAAUCUUAUGCUCUAAUAACGCCAUUUUGGAGUUUUAUCAACAAUUUGCUUGUGUAGGCGGGGAUCCUGUAUUUUCUGAAUCUUUGUGCAAGGAAUUACAAAAAAAAAUUUUUCACCAACGAUGUGAAUUAGGAAGGAUUGGUCGACGAAAUCUGAAUCGAAGAUUGAAUCUUGAUAUACCUCAGAACAAUACAUUUUUGUUCCCACGAGAUAUAUUGGCAGCUGCCGAUCAUUUGAUUGGAAUGAAAUUUGGAAUGGGUACACUUGAUGAUAUGAAUCAUUUGAAAAAUAAACGUAUUCGUUCCGUAGCAGAUCUCUUACAAGAUCAAUUCGGAUUGGCUCUGGUUCGUUUAGAAAAUAUGGUUAGAGGAACUAUAUGUGGAGCAAUUAGACUUAAAUUGAUACCGACUCCUCAGAAUUUGGUGACUUCAACUCCACCAACAACUACUUUUGAAUCUUUUUUUGGAUUACAUCCAUUAUCUCAAGUUCUGGAUCGAACCAAUCCAUUGACCCAAAUAGUUCAUGGUAGAAAAUUGAGUUAUUUGGGCCCCGGAGGGGUGACGGGGCGAACUGCUAGUUUUCGGAUACGAGAUAUCCAUCCUAGUCAUUAUGGACGCAUUUGUCCAAUUGAUACGUCUGAAGGAAUCAAUGUUGGACUUAUUGGAUCUCUAGCUAUUCAUGGGAGAAUUGGUCGUUGGGGGUCUAUAGAAAGUCCAUUUUAUGAAAUUGAUAAGAGAUCAAAAAGAAUACGGAUGCUUUUUUUACCACCAAGUAGAGAUGAAUACUAUAUGGUAGCUACAGGAAAUUCUUUAGCACUGAAUCGAAGUAUUCGGGAGGAACAGAUUGUCCCAGCGCGAUAUCGUCAAGAAUUUCUGACUAUUGCAUGGGAAGAGGUUCAUCUCCGAAGUAUUUUCCCCUUUCAAUAUUUUUCUAUUGGAGCUUCGCUCAUUCCUUUUAUCGAGCAUAAUGAUGCGAAUCGAGCUUUAAUGAGUUCAAAUAUGCAACGUCAAGCAGUUCCGCUUUUUCGGUCCGAAAAGUGCAUUGUGGGAACGGGAUUGGAACGCCAAGUAGCCUUAGAUUCGGGGGCUUCCGCUAUAGCGGAACACGAGGGAAAGAUCUUUUAUACCGAUACUGAAAAGAUCCUUCUAUUGGGCAAUGGGGAGACUUUAAACAUCCCAUUGGUUAUGUAUCAAGGUUCUAAUAAAAAUACUUGCAUGCAUCAAAAACCUCAAGUUCAACGCGGUAAAUGCAUAAAAAGGGGUCAAAUUUUAGCGGACGGUGCUGCUACAAUUUGCGGCGAACUUGCUUUGGGAAAAAACAUAUUAGUAGUUUAUAUGCCAUGGGAGGGUUACAAUUCUGAAGAUGCUGUACUCAUCAGCGAACGUCUGGUCUAUGAAGAUAUUUAUACUUUUUUUCACAUGCGGAAAUAUGAAAUUCAAACUCAUGUGACAAGCCACAGUCCUGAAAAAAUCACUAAGGAAAUCCCACACCUAGAAGCCCAUUUACUCCGAAAUUUAGACAAAAAUGGAAUUGUUACUAGUUUGAAAUCUAAUAAAACCUAA